Messenger RNA from Indicator indicator, 3187 nucleotides. It is a transcript of the gene ANPEP, whose product is annotated as alanyl aminopeptidase, membrane. Gene Ontology annotation, biological process: proteolysis; peptide catabolic process. The coding region runs from base 118 to 3000 and encodes 960 amino acids. NCBI's taxonomy places the organism in Eukaryota, Metazoa, Chordata, Aves, Piciformes, Indicatoridae. Gene Ontology annotation, molecular function: peptide binding; metalloaminopeptidase activity; zinc ion binding. Gene Ontology annotation, cellular component: cytoplasm. The transcript has 20 exons. The record is from RefSeq and is a predicted model, not a curated record.
GGUCAGUAAUACUUCACCCAUUAACUGAGGAUAAUAAACCUGCUGGGGGCGAGAAGCUAAAAAGCUGUGCCAGCUGGGCACAGACUCUUCCAGCAGCUCCCCUCCUGAAGCCUCGCCAUGGCGGCCGGCUUCUUCAUCAGCAAGGGCGUGGGCAUCGCAGCCAUCGUGCUGGGCCUGGGCGCCGUGGCCACCAUCAUCGCGCUCUCGGUGGUGUAUGCCCAGGAGAAGGAGAAGAACGACUCCCUGGAGCCCAACGCCAGCACCACGGCAGUGCCCACCACCCCUCCCCCCAACAACCCCUGGAACCACUGGCGGCUGCCCACAGCACUGGUGCCCGAGUCCUACGAGGUCACCCUGCAGCCCUUCCUGCAGCCCAAAGACAAUGCCAGCUACAUCUUCAGGGGCAACAGCAGCGUCGUCUUCCUCUGCAAGGAGGCCACCGACCUCAUCCUCAUCCACAGCAACAAGCUGAACUACACCAUGCAAGGCUCCUUCCUCGUCUCGCUGCAUGGAGUGGAUGGUGCCACUGUGCCCCCCAUCACUGAGACCUGGCUGGAGGUGCCCACCCAGUACCUGGUGGUGCAGCUGGGGCAGAAGCUGGAGCAGGGAAAGCGCUACCAGCUCUUCAGCAGCUUCACUGGGGAGCUGGCUGAUGACCUGUCUGGCUUCUACCGCAGUGAAUACACCGAUGGCAUGGGCACCAGGAAGGUGGUGGCCACUACACAGAUGCAGGCAGCAGAUGCACGCAAAGCCUUCCCCUGCUUUGAUGAGCCAGCCAUGAAGGCCACCUUCAGGAUGACACUGAUCCACUCCCCUGACGACAAAGCCAUCUCCAACAUGCCCGCUGUCGACUCCUGGCAGCAGCAAAUUGAUGGGGAGACCUGGAAUGUCACCACCUAUCAGACCACCCCCAGGAUGUCCACCUACCUGCUGGCCUUCAUCGUCAGCCAGUUUGACCACAUACAGAACGACUCAGGGGAAGUCCUGAUUCGCAUCUGGGGCCGUCCUGAGGCCAUCGCAGAGGGGCAGGGGGACUAUGCGCUGCAAGUGACUGGCCCCAUCCUCACCUUCUUCGAGAAGCACUACAACACUGCCUACCCGCUGCCCAAGUCCGACCAGGUUGGUCUCCCUGACUUCAACGCGGGUGCGAUGGAGAACUGGGGGCUGGUGACCUACCGGGAGAACUCGCUGCUCUACGAUGCCAACUACUCCUCCAUCGGCAACAAGGAGAGGGUGGUCACCGUCAUUGCCCAUGAGCUGGCACACCAGUGGUUUGGGAACCUGGUGACGGUGCGGUGGUGGAACGACCUGUGGCUGAAUGAGGGCUUUGCCUCCUACGUGGAGUACCUGGGUGCCAACUCAGCCGAGUCCUCCUGGAGAAUCAAAGACCUGAUGGUGCUGAACGAGCUGUAUGCGGCGAUGGCGACGGACGCCCUGACCACCUCCCGCCCCCUCUCCUUCCGCGAGGAAGAGAUCAACACCCCCGCCCAGAUCAGCGAGGUCUUUGACAGCAUCACCUACAGCAAGGGAGCGUCAGUGCUGCGGAUGCUCUCCGACUUCCUCACUGAGGACAUCUUCAAGGAUGGGUUGCAGUCCUACCUCCACACCUUCGAGUACAAUAACACUGUCUACACAGACCUUUGGACUCACCUGCAGCAGGCUGUUGACCGGCAAAACUUGAAUCUGCCCGACUCUGUCAGUGCCAUCAUGGAUCGUUGGAUACUGCAGAUGGGCUUCCCCGUGGUGACUGUCAACACCCUCACCGGCGUCAUCACCCAGACCCACUUCCUGCUGGACCGCAACUCCACGGUGGAGAGACCUUCUGUCUUCAACUAUGUCUGGAUCGUCCCUGUCACCUGGAUGACCAACCAGAGCGCUGGGUCGAGGUUGUGGCUGACCAACGAGUCAGCAACCCACAACGAGUUCAAGGUGAGUGGCCCCAACUGGCUGCUGCUGAACCUGAACGUCAGUGGCUACUUCCGUGUCAACUACAACCCAGAGAACUGGGACCAGCUCCUCAGCCAGCUCUCCAGUAACCACCAGGUCAUCCCCGUGAUCAACCGCGCCCAGAUCAUUGACGAUGCCUUUAACCUGGCCAGGGCCAACUAUGUGAAUGUGACCUUGGCUUUGAACACCACACGGUUCCUGAGCCAGGAGACAGAGUACAUACCCUGGGCAGCGGCACUCAACAACCUGCAGUACUUCCAGCUGAUGUUCGACCGCAGCGAGGUCUUUGGUGUGAUGACGAAAUACAUCCAGAAGCAGGUGCUGCCCCUCUUCAACCACUACAAGACAGUCACCAGCAACUGGACCAAUAGACCUGAGGGCCUGAUGGACCAGUACAAUGAGAUCAAUGCCAUCAACACUGCCUGUUCCUAUGGCAUCACUGAGUGCCAGGACCUGGCCACCAGCUACUUCCAGCAGUGGAAACAAAAUGUCGACCACAACCCGAUCCCCGCGAACCUGCGCUCCUCCAUCUACUGCAGCAUAGUGGCCACGGGUGGGGAGGAGGCCUGGGAUUUCAUCUGGAAGAAGUUCAAGAACGCCACCGUGGUGUCCGAGGCUGACAAGCUCCGCACCGCCCUCUCCUGCAGCCCCCAUCCCUGGAUCCUCAACCGGUACCUGCAGUACACCCUGGACCCCACCAAGAUCCGGAAGCAAGAUGCCACCUCCACCAUCAACAGCAUUGCCAGCAAUGUGGUGGGGCAGCCCCUGGCCUGGGACUUCAUCCGUGGCAACUGGAAAAUGCUCUUCACCCAGUAUGGUGGUGGCUCCUUCUCCUUCUCCCGGCUGAUCCUGGCAGUGACCCAGCGCUUUGCCAGCGAGUUUGAGCUGCAACAGCUGGAGCAGUUCAAAGCCGACAACCAGGACAUCGGAUUCGGGUCGGGCACGCGGGCGCUGGAUCAGGCGCUGGAGAGGACCCGCACCAACAUCAACUGGGUGAAGCAGAACCAGCAGACGGUGCUGCUCUGGUUCCAGGAUGAGACCCCCUCCAGCUAGGCCUGCCUGGCACUGACUGCUGUGCACCCUCCUCCCAGCUGGCAUGGGGUGGGCUGGGUGGCUGAGCCCACCACCGGACCCCCACCCACUUCCCAGCUCUGCUCACUCCAUGGUCCCCGGACCCAAAUGCCCCCAACCCGGACGGGGACUUCACUGGUCCUGAGGGGCAGGGCCUGGUGCCCAUGGG